Messenger RNA from Ictidomys tridecemlineatus (thirteen-lined ground squirrel), 2454 nucleotides. The record is from RefSeq and is a predicted model, not a curated record. Lineage: Eukaryota; Metazoa; Chordata; Mammalia; Rodentia; Sciuridae.
CCCUGUGGGGCCCGUGCCCUCUGGCUCCACGCUCUGAAUCAGAACACCUCCGCUGUGGUUGGUUUGUGCAACUCUCUUGCUGCCCACGUUUGUGUCUUCAUGUGCACGGUGUCAGCCCAGGUUUGCUGUGUCUGCAAAUGCUGUGUGCAUUGGAUGACAUGCAGAGAUAAGCAGGUGCGGGUCUUUGCUAAUCCCUUCCCACCUGAGUGGGAAGUGAGACUAAGGGACACAGGAUAGGGCCCUGGGGCCACUGCACCUGCAGGGGUGGGAGGGCUGAGGCAGCCGGGUCCCCCUCCUGUACCACCCGGCUAGAGAUCACUGGCAGUUAGCUGCCAUCCAGCAUCCUUGGAGUGGGGGGCGCACCAAGCCCUGGCCCCUUAAGGGCUGAUGAGCUAUAUAGGGUCCACCUGUAGGGCCCUCGAAACCUGCAGCAGGCCCAGCAGGAGACAGAAGAUGGAGGAGGUCAUUGCCGGGUUGGAGCGCCUCACCUUCGCCUUCGAGCAGGAUGUGGAGCUGCAGAGAGGCACCGGGCUCCUGCCUUUCCAGGGCAUGGACAAGUCGGCCUCAGCCAUGUGCGUCUUCUUCGCUAAAGGGCUCUGUGGGAAAGGGAAGCUCUGCCCCUUCCGGCAUGAGCAGGGUGAGAAGAUGGUGGUGUGCAAGCACUGGCUGCGCGGGCUCUGCAAGAAGGGCGACCACUGCAGGUUCCUGCACCAGUACGACGUCACCAGGAUGCCCAGGUGCUACUUCUACUCCAAGUUCGGUGACUGCCACAACAAGGAGUGCACGUUUCUCCAUGUGAAGCCAGCUUCCAAGUCCCAGGACUGCCCUUGGUAUGACCAAGGCUUCUGCAGGGAUGGUCCCCGGUGUAAAUACCGCCAUGUCCCCCGGAUAAUGUGUCUCAACUAUUUCAUUGGCUUCUGCCCUGAAGGACCCAAGUGCCAAUUUACCCACCCCAAGAUGAACCUCAAAUUCAACCCGAGUUACACAAAGCUUGUCAGGCCAUGGGACUCAGCUCCUCCUGAUUCUGGUGUGGAAGCCCACAAGCCCCCUUCACCAACUCCGGGCUUAAAAGCAGGGCCUGUGCUACAGAAAACCCGCCACGUUGCCGUGGGGUUCGGUGAGACUUGGCCACCAGAGGCUCUGAAGAACCCAAGGCCUGGGGAACGGCAGAUCCAGUGAAGGCACUCAAGAGCACGUGGUGGGAUGCAGCUCACCACGUUUGGGGUGAGGCCAGCCCCAGCCUUGGGGCCGAGCCAGCCUGCCCUACCUGGGUGUGAGUCUUUCCAUCCUGUGAACAAGCAGAUAAAGCACCGUGGCAGGACUGAGUAUGCGCAUGUGGAAUCUAGAGCUCCUAAGCAUGAACACCUACAGCCGCGUUCUGUGCACAAGGCGCCCGCAAACAGCCUUGAGGCUGCUGUACACGUGAUUAAACCCAAUGGUUCUUUGGCAUGAGAGCUGCUUCCCCGUGCAGCUUAUUUUUUCUAAGUUGUAGAUGGACACAAUACCUUUGUUUAUUGGACCCAAGUCUCACACACGCUACGCAAACGCUCUGCCACUGAGCCCCAGUUCCCCUGUGCGGCUUCCUUUAAGGGGAAUGCAUUCUGUGCCUUAUGUGGGGGCUCCAGGCAGGAGAUGGUACACAAAAGGCUUGUCCUGGCAAGGUAAGGAAGUGACAAGGAAUGCUCACUGUAAUGCUAUUUUUACUGUAAUAAUCAAAAAAUGCCAUUCAUUCCAUUGGGAAAGAAAGGUGGCAGCCAAGUUGACUUGCAGGGACAGAGAGGAAGACAGCAAUGGCAGGGGGUGUGAGAUAGUCUUCCCCACCUUUAGGAGGAGAGUGGCAGGUGGGGUGAAGGUGGUGUGAGGGUGCAGGGGUCAGGCCUGGGGGUUUGGAUGUCAGCUGGAGCCACCCAGGGCUGCUAACGUGGAAAGAGUGCCUUUCCACCAACAAAUCUCUUGUUCUGGAAUGUGUGUCAGCACAGGCUGUUGUGUGGAUGAGGACACCUGCUGGGCCCUCUGCCUAGGUGCAGGGCUUUGGGUCAGCUGCUGUGAGUUCCCACUCUGUCACCUGUGGCUGGAAGGAACAGACUUGCCGAACCUCUGCAAGGCAGGAACACUCUCCCCAAUUUACAGUCCAAAGGAAGCACCAGAAGUUGGUCAACCUGCCCAGCAUUGUUUAUUUUAUAAAAACAAAAAGAGUAGUGACCUUAGUAUGUGAGUUUCCACAAAGUACAGAAGAGCCUGUGGAUAAUACAACAGAGUGCUUUUAUUUUUAUAUUUUGUGGUGCUGGGGACCACACCCCAGGCUUCACAUAUGCCAAGCCCAUGCUGUAGCACUGCUACAUCCUGGGCCCUGGAAAUGAUUUUAUGUAUUAUUUUUAAAAAAUUUAUUUUAGUAGUUGUAGAUUAACAGAAUGUCUUUAUUUUUUAAUUUUUAUGUGGUGCUAAGUAUCAAAU